AUGUUUACCAUGUCUCGCCUCUUCCUGGUAAUGGUAGUCUUAACACUCACGAAAUUUGUAAACCUCACAGCCAUUCUACUUAACAGCCCCUUGUUUAACAAUGCUCCGCUUUUCGGCGUCGGCCGCUUCGAUCUAUACAAAAGGCCCGAGCACAUUAAGGAGAUAGAAACACUUAGAAGAGUCCACGAGGCUACUCCCCACCCUGGUUUAAAAUAUUUCCAGCCUCAUGGCGAAGGGAAGACGCUGAUUGUUCUUGACGAUUUCGGGGUACUGCUCCAGUUACCAUCUCAAGAUUAUUUCAGCGCCGAAGCACUCCUGAAGGAUUUGGCCGCAAACAAGAAGAAUGAAGUUUGGCUGUACACUGCAAGAGGUGAAGGGUCCCUUAUUGAGGCCUACAAAAAAAUUCCUGGAAUCAACAUAGCGGCAGAGUACGGGACGGUACUGUAUCUAUCGCAAUCGGUCGAGCCCAAAAUGGAGAUAAUAGUUGAGGACACGAUGUUAUCACAUCCUAUUAAAUUUUACAUGAAUCACGUAGCCAGAUCAUCUGAAUCUGUUAAGAUGACGAAGCUCGAUUCAAAGAGCGCGGCAGCAUACUUCUAUGACACGAAAACCCCUGAGGAGUUUGAUCCGGUGGCUGCUGAAAUACGCAAGAAAUUAGGCACCAAUUUCGCCUACUACGAGCUCAGACGAGACGAUGCGAAAAGCGUUGUGGAAAUUAAACAUAUAGAAGCCGAUAAAGGAAAUUUUAUCGACCGGUUGCUGGGUACCGGUCGGUACACGAAAGGAGUCGCAAUUGGCAAUCCCACAAAUAGCGAUGGCAUGUUCAGAGCGAUGAAUCAUGCUAAUCGGGGCACUGGUGAUUCAUUCCACUCUGUGGUUGUCACUGAAGAUUGGAUGCGACAAACUGCUGCGAAAUAUACAUUGCGAGACUUCCACGAGGCUCACAAGCUUCUCAGGGAACUCAUACCGUCGUGGUGGGAUAAAAUCAAAGCGAUAUUUUAUUAG
This is a messenger RNA of Puccinia triticina, 1005 nucleotides long. RefSeq lists its product as uncharacterized. The record is from RefSeq and is a predicted model, not a curated record. Lineage: Eukaryota; Fungi; Basidiomycota; Pucciniomycetes; Pucciniales; Pucciniaceae. The transcript is spliced from 4 exons. Gene Ontology annotation, biological process: trehalose biosynthetic process. The coding region runs from base 1 to 1005 and encodes 334 amino acids.